Xylaria bambusicola is the source of this 1107-nucleotide messenger RNA. Its product is annotated as aldolase. The transcript has 6 exons. The record is from RefSeq and is a predicted model, not a curated record. The coding region runs from base 1 to 1107 and encodes 368 amino acids. Gene Ontology annotation, molecular function: 4-hydroxy-tetrahydrodipicolinate synthase activity. NCBI's taxonomy places the organism in Eukaryota, Fungi, Ascomycota, Sordariomycetes, Xylariales, Xylariaceae.
AUGAGAUUCUCGAACGGCGUCACUGCGGCGCUGGCUUCCCUUUCGGUAAAAGCCAGCUCCGUCCGGCUUCCGUAUGUCAAGAGGGCGGACAAUGUAACCGCUGGUGUUCCGCCGCCACCCGGUACUUAUGUUCCCGUCCCAACAUUCUUCUCGACCAACUCAACCUGCUCGAAGAAUGGCGCCUCAUCCUACCCUUUAGACCUCGAGACUCAAACUGCGUAUUCUGUGUAUCUAGCAGACGCAGGUAUUGCUGGCUUCGCCAUCUUCGGCAGCACUGGUGAGCCCAUUCAUGUCACGCGAAGUGAACGUAACGAGGUCAUCUCCGCUACGCGAAAGGCUCUCGAUGCAGCAGGCCAUGCGAACUACCCUAUUAUCGCGGGCGUUGUGUCGCAGCAGUUCGAGGAAGCAAUCGAGCAGUUAAAUGAGGCGAAGCGCGCUGGAGCGCAAUGGGGCGUUUGUCUCGUUCCAGGAUACUUUGCUGUCGCUACAUCGCAGCAGGGAAUUAUUGACUGGUUCACGGCUAUCGCGGAUAAGAGCCCCAUGCCUAUUCUCAUUUACGAUUAUCCCGUCGUCACCAACAACAUCAAGGUCCAGCCAUCAACAUACGAAGCGCUCGCCAAACACCCUAAUAUUGUUGGCGCCAAGAUCGCCACCACCGAUAUUUCGUGGCACUCGCAGAUAUCUUCCAAUCCCAACAUCGACUACAUGCAUUUCCAUCCCUACACCGGUCUCGGCCAACAGAUGCUGGCUGCCGUGACUCUCGGUGCUUUCGGUGCCCUUGACGUUGUUGGCACUGCCUUCCCGAAGUCGAUGGUGCAUCUGUACAAACUGAGUUCUCUCGAGCAGCCAACCCCGGAACAAAGGAAAGAGGCUCGAGAUCUUCAAUGGAAAGUUGCAACUAUGGGCGAGUUCUACAAUUCCUGCAUACGUACUUACAUACCUGCUUUAGAUAAUGUUGUGGGGAUAAAGGAGGCCGUUCAUCGCGUGCGAGGCUUUGGUGACCGCAAUGGAGUGCGGCUGCCACUGCGAAAUACCAUUACUGAUGAGCAGUGGGAUGCAUUUAGUGAUAUUGUCAAGAUCAUGAUAGAGACGGAAGACAGCCUAUAA